AUGUCUUCGACUCUCGCUCUCGCUUCCCGCGCUUUGCCUGUCCAGACGCUCGCAUCUGCAGUCUUGACAGCCGCACCUACGCCUUUCUUACUCUCUGACGACCACUCGAACGCCAUCUACUCUGCCCUCGUCGCCUACGCCUCUCGCCAAGCCGCUGCACCCGUUCCGACGCCCGCCUCCCUCGCCCGCGUCCCCCCAAUCUCGCUCGCCGCCUCUCCCGCCGUGACGGGCUUCCUGACUUUCCGCCUCGCCGACCUGCCGAAGGCAGUCAGCAUCGUUCUCGGCGUUUGGCUCAUCUUGCUUGCGCUCGUCUCGCUCGUCGCGGGAACGAGGCUCCUCAUCGUCGGCGCUGAUGCCGGUACCGAGAGGGGCAACGACGAUAAGAAGGGCUGGUUGGCUGGGGGAAUUGGCGGGAUGCUGUUCGGAUCGGUCGCACUCGGCGCCGUCUCCACGGUACUCCUCCUGCUCAUUGUCUCGAAGCACUCGAGCUCGUCUCUCGGAGGCUGGGCGACUCUCGCAAUCAUCUUCAUCCCAGGACUCCUCGGCGCAGUUGUGGCGGGACGCUGGAGAUGGGCUGCCAAAGGGGCCUACGGGUUCCUCGGCGGCCUCUCGUUCACCCUCCUCCUCAUCACUUCCCUCCGACUCGGUUCGAUCACCGCACGCCUCGCCAUUCUCGCCGUCUUCCUCGUUCUUCCCGCCGUGUUCAUCCCGUGUACGGAGCGCUACGGCCUGUCCAUCGCCGCAGCAGCAACGGCUUCCUACCUUCUCGUCCUCGGCAUCGACAUCUUUUGUCACUUCGGCUUCGUCGACGCUCUCGGCUUACUGGUCGCCAAGAAUGGCGUCAGUUCAGCAGGAGGCAAGGCGGAGACGGUUGCUGUCCAGUGGGCGUCGACGGGCGGAAAGGGCUUGAUCGCGGCUUGGUGGAUCCUGUUCCUGCUCAGCGCGGCGUGGCAGACUUGGUGGGGUCUCGGCGACGAGGGAGACAAGACCUGGAACGCCUACCUCUCGCAGUUCAUCUCGACCCACCCUUCGACUCCAAGCGGCACUCACCUCCCUCCUCUCUCGCUCACAGAGCGUCUCCUCUCCCACAUCCCCUUCUUGCGCCGCUCAUCUUCGCCGUCCAAGUUCACCGAUCUCCCGCAGCGCCGAGUCGUGCCGUGGGACGACCGCGAAGACGCCGCCUCGACCGUCUUCGACAUCGAGAAAGGCUUUGCAGCGACGGAAAUGUUCGGUUCGGGUCGCUCGUUCGGUGGAAACAAGGCGGACGCGUCGGACGCUUGGGAUAGCGAUGUUGAGACGCUCGCUGGAUUUUCGUCGAAGCGGCGGGGCAACCCUGCGUAUCCGACUUCGCCUACGUCCCCUACUCGAGCGUCGAAGCCAGCUCAGUACGGUACAAUCUCGACUCGCUUCUCCGACGACGAGGAUGACGAAGCGCCUGUUUCGGACGAGAAGGAUGGGUUGUGGACGGCCAGUCGCGGCAGCAUGGACAGCUCGACGUCGUCCCGCCCUUCGCUCGGGCAGCGCAUGAGCUCGAGCGGACUGAGCGGGUCGACGGCCGUCUCGUACCGCUCGACAGAGCUGCGCAAAGGGGCGUUCGAGGAGAUCGAGGAGGAGGAUGGCGAGUCGGACCUCGAGCGCGACGCCGUCCUCCCACUCGCGCCGACGACCCACAAGCACGCCUCCGACACGAUCAAGAGCAAGGUGUCGGGCUUGUUCCGAUUCGGCAAGAAGACGGCACCUGCAAAGUACAAAUGCGUUGAGCUGCGAGAAGCUCCGAGCGGCGCAGUCCCAGCUACUCCGUCUCUCAUUCGCGCGAUCGACCGCAUCAAGGUCGCGCAGCAACAAGCGCGAGGUGCUCCGCUUGCUCGUCACAACGAGUCGGCGUCGCCAGAAAUGCGGGAGGCGCAGAGCGGCGGAAGUACGCCUGUCCGGAAGCCGAGCGUGACGAGGGAACGUCGAGCAUCGAUGGACGAUUGGUGGAGUAAGGUCGUCAAGAAGAGCGAGGGGCAGUAA
Molecule: messenger RNA, 2013 nt
Organism: Rhodotorula toruloides NP11
Lineage: Eukaryota; Fungi; Basidiomycota; Microbotryomycetes; Sporidiobolales; Sporidiobolaceae
Exons: 4
Coding region: 1-2013 (670 amino acids)
Source: RefSeq, a predicted model, not a curated record